UCGCGGAGGUGCGACUAGGCGCUGCGGCGUAACGCUACAUGUUCCCGCCUCGGGCCGUUCGCGAAGGCGCUCCUAGACGGGCUGCGCGCACGCAGUGCUUCAGCCUCCGGCCGGCGUCCCUCCACAGGCUCAGCCCUUGCCCUGCGGCCGUUCCCCCUCCCGCCUCAGCCCGCUGGUAGGGCUGCUGUACGCCGAAGCCUCGAGGCGCCGGAGCCUCGAGGCGCGGGCGGAGGACGGGAACGCCUUCGUGUCGGCGCCUCCCCCUUAAGCUGUCCGGAGCCCGCCUGCGCCCGCCUCCGAAGCGGCGCGCGACGCCCAGCGCCCGCAGGCGCGGGCCGGUCCUCACCCAGGCGUAGGCCCGGCCGGCUAGCAAGACCGAGCCCCACGGCAUUUUAUUUUAUUUCGUUCGUGGUUUUGCAUAGACUGAAGUUUCGUGGGGUAGGUUAAACUCGGGACCUUCUCGAAGAGGACCCAUUUAUUAUUAUUUUUUUUUCCUUCCAAAAUGGCAGCCUCCAGCCGCGCACAAGUGUUAGAUCUGUACCGGGCGAUGCUGAGAGAGAGCAAGCAUUUCAGCGCCUACAAUUACAGAACUUACGCUGUCAGGAGGAUAAGAGAUGCCUUCAGAGAAAAUAAGAAUGUAAAGGAUCCUGUAGAAAUUCAAGCCCUAGUGAAUAAAGCCAAAAGAGACCUUGGAAUAAUUCGUCGACAGGUUAUUCCAUCUCACUAGUAAGUGAGUGCAUUCCAGAACUGCCUACACAGAGAUGGACAAGCCUUUGGAGCCCAAUAAAAACCCAGGUGCUCAGUCAUUAAGCGUCUGCCUUCAGCUCAGGUCAUGAUCCCUGGGUCCUGGGAUCGAGCCCCGCGUCGGGCUCCCUACUUAGCAGGGAAGCCUGCUUCUCUCUCUCCCACUCCCCUUGCUUGUGUUCCCUCUCUCGCUGUCCCUCUCUGUCAAAUAAAUAAAUAAAAUCUUAAAAAACAAAUGCAGGCGCUGAAUGCUGGGGGGCCCGGGAGCCGGCAGCCCUGGAGUCUGCUCCCAGCCCCUGCCGUGGGCAGGCAGUCCCCUUCUGCCAGCUUCCUCCUGGGGCUCGGGAGGGUUCUGCUCCAUGACGCUCCGAGGUCUCCCUCACACCGGAUAUUUUCUGAUUCGGAAAAUAAUUGUGGUCACGAUUGUUAGGUCCCAGAAACACACCUGGCAAUUUGGUUUUUGCCCAAGGGCGAGUCAUGGCACCGACCUCCUCUGUUUACUGAAUUGACUUUAAAAAGCAAACCGAGCUGCCCUGAGCUCACAGACGGCAUGUUUUGUUGAGCGUGGAGGAGGAACCGGGUUAUGUAAUGCCGAGUUAUGUAAUAUUUGUUCUUAGGUGCCAGCCUCAGCAGCAGGGCCGAUUCAAGAAAACCCUUUGGCUAUACUUUGUAAAGGCUUUUAAUAGCCAGCCAUGGCGGGACCGCUCCCCGAAUCCUGGUGAGGUCAGGGGGCCUGUGCACUGUGCACAGAAGCUGCCCUUUCGGACAGCUGGCAGACUGUAAAUACCUCACUUGACUGAAGAGGUUUUCUUCACUGGGCCUCGACAGGCCUCUCAGAAGGAGAGACCGGGAAAAAGAGCAAAACCGAGUGUGCCUCCUACGGACAGCCCUGCUUUAUGUCCUGCCCGCGCAGCCCUGCCCUUGCGUCCCGACUGGAAGCAGCUGAGUCUCUCCUCAGCCGGGUGGCAGGCUCCCUGAGGGCUGGGCCUGCCGUGUCCAGUGGACCCACGCAGCGCCCAGCGGACACCUUUCUGCGUUCACCGGCGCCCCGCGGGAAGGCCUCGAGGGCCCUUCCUCCUCCUUUCUUGCCUGCCGAAAUCGUGUCCGCCGGGCCGCCAAAGCACGGCAGUGUGACUCUGCGGCAUUAAUUACAUGGCACUGCAGUGCUGUGUUCAUAAGGCAUGUCUGCCCUUAGCCCCUGACCUUCCAGAGAGGCAGGGCCAUUUCCUUGUUCACCGUGGUACCCCCGGUGCCUUGUAGAUACAGUGAGCCCUCCAUUAAUCCUUCAGAGUCAUGAAAGCUUGGUCGGAAGACACGGAAGGAAGAGUUUUAAACUGAAACUCAGAAGGACUGGUUCUAGCCCACGCUGUGCCCCUGACCCAGGGCAAGAGCAGCAGACUUGGCCUUUCUGACCAGAAGUCUUCCUAGCAUCUUCAUGAACGCAGAAGGACAUAAAGCGCGCUGACACCCUCUACCAUCAGCAGAGCCGCUCACCAGUGAGUAGAGUUAACAACCUUCAGGCCCUAGCACUGGGCCCUCAAACUAAAUAUCCUGCUUUGCCUGAGGAUGUGGCUACCGCCCGGGUACCAAAAAGGAAGCCAGGAACUCCUCCUGGAAAUUAGUGUAUUGGCCAGAAUAAACCGAAAACAAAAGUCGAUCUGGUGAGGUGAAUUCCAAGAGUAGGAAAGAAGGCUCCGUUCCGAUUUUCUUACCCCACUAGGAGGCACAAAGGGCACGGGAUCCAGGAGUCGGGAGAGAUUUCAAAUCCUGGUCGUCACGCCCUAGCUUUCUGAACUUAGGAAAAUGACUUCCUGCGGAACUCCUUCUCCUGUUCCCACCUUGUUGGGAGGUGAGAAGACAGAGAAAUGUGUCUGUAAAGCAUGCACCCCCACACCUGACCCGUGGUGAAUGUUCAGUAAAUGAAAGGUGGUUGCAGCCGUGUCCGUGCAUCAGCUUGUUUUUCUCCAUACUUCUUUUAAAAUCUCAAGUGCUGAAAUGACGGAGCUGUGUCACAGUUUGGUUUCAGAUCUCUAAACAUGCAGAAAGGGAGCUGCUGCCAGUCCCCCUCUCAGGCGGCUCUGUUCUCCAGUCUCCUCCAUGGCGACUCCAGAGGCUUUGCUAAUCUGCCGGCUCUUGGCAUAUGGUACUUGUUGUAAUAUAGGUCUGACUUUCCAAAAUACUUUUCAGUGGUUUCAGUGAAGCUGCAAAGACUAGAUUCCAAGUGACAGUUUCUGUAUGAAAUAUUUAUCACAUGCUGAUAAAAGCAUAUCCACCGACUGGAACCAGGAGGGCAAAAGAGAAGUGCAGUUCACUAUUCUUACUUUCUUCUUUUAGAUGUUCCUGUCACAUUGUGGACUGCCAGGCAAUGAAAUGAAGGAAAGACUACAGGCAAAUAAAAAGAGCAGGUAGAGCCAGUUGGUGUUUGGAAGUGAAAACUGGGGGUGCCUGAAUUUGAAUAAAUAAAGGUGUCCUCAAAUUCAGAAGAUGGGAAGGCAGAACCAGGAGCCCUUAAUGGGCCUAGCAGGAAAGCACACUAUACAGGUAGAAAGAUUUGGUUCCACCGUUGUCUUUUCUUUUUUUUUUUUUUUUUUUUAAGGAUUUUAUUUAUUUAUUUGAAAGAGAAUGAGAGACAGAGAGCAUGAGAGGGAGGAGGGUCAGAGGGAGAAGCAGACUCCCUGCCAAGCAGGGAGCACGAUGCGGGACUCGAUCCUGUGACUCCAGGAUCAUGACCUGAGCUGAAGGCAGUCGCUUAACCAACUGAGCCACCCAGGCGCCCCUCCACCGUUGUCUUUUCACCCACGCUCAUACACAGAGAACGGUGCCUGAUCAACAAGGUAUGUCUUUGCAGAGCUUGGGGGAAAUUUUCCUUAGAUUUCUGUAAUGUUCAUCUCAGACAAUCCAUAUUUAUUCCUAAGCAUUUUGGAGUGUCCGCAGGAAUGAGCUACCAAAGUAGGGGCAGAGAGGGCUAAGAAUGGUCAGUAUUUGAGGAACUUGUUUUGUGAUGACCGGUGAAUGACAGAUUUCACAUUGGAACACAUGCCUUCAUAGCAGUGGACAAGUCAUGAGAGUUGUAUAUGUGGCUUCUUCAUUUAAUAGGGGUUUUGAUCCUUGUCUCCUUGAGGGCAGGCACUGUGUCUGUCCCCACACUUAACCACAGUAUCUUACACACUGAUAAUGCUUAGAAAAUAUUGCUGAAUGAAUUAUAUGCUUUGGGGCACCUGGGUGGCUCAGUCAGUUAAGCAUCUGACUCUUGAUUUCAUCUCAAGUCAUGAUCUCAGGAUCCUGGGAUUGAGCCCCACGUCAGGCUCCACGCCGGGCAUCGAACCUUCUUAAAAUUCUCUCUCUCCCUCUUCCUUUGCCCCUCCCAUGCUUGCUCACUCACUCUCUCUCAAAUAAAUAAAUAAAUAAAUAAAUAAAUAAAUAAAUAAAUAAAUAAAUAAAAUAUGCUUUAAUUACAAAGGACUAAAUUAUAUAUGCUUGAAUAUCUUAGUAGUGGCUCAGUGUCAUCCAUUCUAUUUAGGGAAUAACCUUUAUCAACAAAGUAAAAAGCCAUACCUGAGCUAGCAAAGUUUUGAUCCAUAAAACAUAACCUUUUAGAACCAUAACCAAUUAUAAAACUCUCUUUGAGACAGAUAGCGGUCCUGCCAUACAUACAAACUUAGGACAGUCUAUUCGUAUUUUGGGGGGAGGAAUGGGAGAAAUAAAGAGAGUGGGGGUUACCAUAGCUGCUUUGGAGAGGCCUAUUAGAGCAAGUUAUUCUUAUCCAAAUAUCUGAAUGAAAAAGACUGGUGAGUUGGUCUGCAUGCUUCUUCCAUUGCCUGCAUCUUCCUUUGGUAGCCUUUUGGGAUGGCAUUAGGUUCGUGUACCUUCUGUGUAUAUGUGAGAAGAUUGGAAGCUGGGAAAUGAGCCUGUCCAUGAUAGGUGGGGGAUCAAAGGCAAGGCCAGGGAACCAGGCUGCCCUUUGCCCCUCUGGUCAGUUCUCCAGAGCUUUCUGGAAUACAGGUGUUAUAAACACAGAGGUCCUCAAUACAUUAUGACUUACUCACCUUUACCCUUUGGGAGAACUCUUUUCAUGUGAAUUCAGACAUGCCCAGAAAUGUAGGAAAGUCGAAAGCAGUCAUGUUCUUGCCAGGAUUUAUUGUUUAAACAAACCCAUUAUGAAAAUUCAGCUUACCGGGCCGCCUGGGUGGCUCAGUAGGUGGGUGAAGCGUCCGACUCUUGGUUUCAGCUCAGGUCAGGAUCUUAGGGUCCUGGGAUUGAGCCCUGUGUCCAGCCCUGCGCUCAGCAGGGAGUCUGCUUGAGGAUUCUCUCCCUCUGCCCCCCCUUCUGCCCCUCCACCUGCUCACGCACUCUCACUCACUCUCUCUAAGUAAGUGAAUGAAUAAACAAAUCUUAAAAAAAGAAAGAAAAUUUAGAUUACCAAGGAAAUGUAACUGGAGAUUGAACACUUAUAUAAAUUAAUUCUGGUUAUGGUUAUUCAAUGACUAUGGAGACUACAGGGGUUAAAACAUUUUUAUCUCUUCUAUGCUACAUACUGCAGGCAUGGAUCAUUUCAUUUACAACUACUCUGCAGCAUGUCCUCAUUUUAUAGGUGAGGAAACCAAGGCACAGAGAGAGGGAUUAAGGAGACGGAGACUCCUUAGACAUAAUGGUUGAAGGCAGGAUUUUUGAGCUGAGGUCUCUUACCACCAUCCUUUUUUGCCUGACAGUAGGAUCUUUCAUUGCAUUUUAGUAAAAUGAAUUUUACAAAAAUCUGAUUUAGAUAAACUUCUGUAGCUUGAAAACCCCCCUUUUUUUAAUGACGUAACUUUUUUUUUUUUAAGAUUUUAUUUAUUUAUUUGACAAAGAGCACAAACAGGCAGAGCGGCAGGCAGAGGGAGAGGGAGAAGCAGGUUCCCGCUGAGCAGAGAGUCCGACGUGGGGCUCCAUCCCAAGACCCCAGGGUCAUGACCUGAGCCAAAGGCAGACGCUUAACCUACUGAGCCACCCCACCGAGGUGCCCCUGAAAACCCCUUUCAACUAAAAGCCAGUGGGUGCUCAAAAUCAAGGAGUGGGUCUCUGGGGAAGGGACCCAUAGCACUGUGACUCUUGGAUCUCCGUGCCCUUGUCCUCGGGUGCACGCUGAGAGAAUGAGGUGCAGCGCCCCCGAGCCCUCAGAGCUCUUCAGGCCUUACUGCUGGCAGGAUCUGAAAGACAGCUCCCUCUGGAGGCAGCAAGCAUUAGCUCAAGGGGUGAGCCAGAGGCCUGACCCAGAGCUGAGUGGAAGGCAGAGAAGGGAAUUAAGUCUGACCAGUGAAAUGACUCACUCAAAGAAAAGCGAUAGUUUGUGGCAUGAGCAAAUUAAACUCCCUCCCACCUCCCCCACCAGACCAGGGCCAUUUGAGGCUUUGGUAUAUCUCCAGGGCAUUUCAGGGAUCUAAAGUUUUUGUCUCAUCAAGAAGGAGGGCAGAUGCCUGUCCAUGCACUUGUGCACCCAGGAGGGACCUUUUAGGCGUACAUUACUAAGGUUCAUAUUACACUGCCUGUAGCCCUUCCUUGAUAACAAAAGGAAACUGAAUGAAGACUAGCACAUUCCAUCUCAAAUACCUGUGUUACUUACUCACCUCAAAUACUUGCAACCAUACACUAGUGAAGUUUUCCAUUAUCUAAGCAUUUUGUAAUGUUUGGAAAGAAAAACUAUAAUCAAUCUCAAAACAACCAUACAUUUCCCCCAAGAAGAAGGAAGUUUUCAUCUUUAUUUUAACACGUUUUGUGCCUGUAUGUUGCAGUACACUUGGGAUUUAGUUCAACUCAGCUUUAAUUUUAAACUGUAUUACUGGGGGAACCAAAGGCUACCUGAUCUUUAGUGGGAUCUUCAAAGACAGGACUUUGCACUUUCUGCUCAUGGUUCUCAACCUUGAUUGUACACUGGAACCACCUGGGUGCUUUCACAAAUCCCUAGGACCAGGCCACUCCAGGCCAAUGGAAUUAGAGACUCUGAGGGUAGGACUCAGGCAUCAGUAGUGUUAAAACUCCCCAGAUGACUUCAACAUGCAACCAAGGUUGAGAACCAGGAGUUGAAACUGAGCCCCUGAACAGGUACCCCCAAACCUGUCACCCUGCACUGAGUACCUAUUCUCCAGAAGGCCAGCAAAUUGUCUUUGAUUUUUGUAAUUACUGAUCUCUGGAUCUCUCUAAAUUAACCUUUGCCCCAGGGAUAAUUUUUGUUCUGUUGCACUUACACAGAGAUUCAAACUCUUAAGUUCUCUUAUAUAUUGAACAAUGCAACUCUCUCUUAUUACCACUGGAAAUCUCACGUGUUCCCAUAGUGUGCAUACUCCUGAUGAAGCUCUUUGGGUUUUGGCUGAUAGAGCAAGACAAUAUUCUUCACAACCAAGUAGAAUAACACAGCUUAAUGUCAAAAGAAUGGCAGAGACGUCUUCUCAGUAAUGCAGUCUUCAUCUCAGGGAGAAGUUAUUUAACAAUCUUUGGGGGAUAUUUUUUAGUGCAACUGAGGGUUUGCUGCUCAUAUAAAUUGUAGCUCAUCCAUCCUGCAUUUCUGCUUGUCACAUAAACCCUGGCGAUAAGAAUAUCUGCAGAGUCCUGUAUCUACAUAGCAGCCAUAGUCCAAGUGCAGGUAAAAUUAUUCAGGAAGUCAUGCACCUUCUCUUCUUUCAGGGGGAAUAGAUGGGAAGAAAAGAAGAUUAAUAGAGCUGUAGACCAAGAAAGAUACUUGUAAGAUUUGUUCAGCCUUUCAGGAUAGUUGAUAGGAGUGUGCUCCUUACUUUGGUCUGUUUUGAAACUCCACAGCCAUCAGAUGCACAAGUUGUCCUCAGCAUCUCCUGUCAGAUAGAUCACCAUGGGAACAGCAAGGAGACCAGUGGAAGCAUAACAGGGCAGCAGCUUUUGGGAGCUAGCCCAGUGACAAAUGCUAAUGCACCAGGCCAAACGUUCUAGCACUCAAAGGAACUGGAUUAUCAGGGCUUAAAUUGGGGUGUGUUGGCCUGCUGGUACACCAAAUUUUUCCAGAUUUUUCUGGAAAUUUCCUGGUCUGAUUUUUCUCAACUCCAGAACCAAUCAAGAUUCAGCCUGUUGAUGAAACUUUCUGAUGGAAUCUGGCAGUUCAAUCUGUUCUUCCCUAGCGAAGGCCAAUAUUGUGUAGAUUUCACUAGAUCAUGUGUUCCUUAACUUGCUAGAACAUUCAGUGUAUUCCUUUCCUUUUUUCUUUAAAUGACAGCCUUAUUGACACUCUCUCUCUCUCUCUCUCUCUCAAAUAAAUAAAUAAAUAAAUAAAUAUUUUUUGAAAAGGGGGAGGGCACAUAGGUGGCUCAGUCAGUUAAACAUCCAACUCUUGAUUUUGGCUCAGGUCAUGAUCUCAGCAUCUGAGAUCAAGCCCCUCGUCAGGCUCCACAAACAGCAGGGAGUCUGCUUGAGAUUCUCUUUCUCCCUCUCCCUCUGCCCCUCCCCCUGCAUGCACUCUCUCUAUCUCUCCCCGUCUCCUUCUGUUCCUCCCCCCAUCCCAUGAACUCACACCCUCUCUCUCAAAUAAAUAAAUCUUAAAAAAAAAAUAACUUUAUUGAGACAUAAUUCACAUAUCAUAAAAUUCACCCAUUUAAACUAUACAAUUCAGUGGCUUUUAGUAUAUUCGCAGAGUUGUGUAACCCAUCAUCACAAUCAUUUUAGAACAUUUUCAUCAUCCCGAAAAGAAACGCCAUACACAUCAUCAGUGACCCCAUUUCUCCCCAAUCACUCUCCCCCAGCACUUAGAAACCACAAAUCUCCUUUAUGUCUCUAUGGAUUUACCUACUCUGGACAUUCAUAUAAAUGGAAUUUAUUUUUGUGACUGGCUUCUUUCCUUUAACAUGUUUGCAAGGUUCAUCCAUUCAUAGUAUGUAUUGAUACUUCAUUCCUUUCUAAUAGCACUGAAUGACUGUAUCACAUUUUAUCUAUCCAUUUAUCAGUUGAUAAACAUUUGGGCCAUUUCCACUUUUUUGCUAUUGUCAGUGAUGCUGCUAUGAAUACUAGUGUACAAAUUUUGGUGUAGACAUAUGUUUUCAUUUCUCUUGGGUAAAUAUCUAGGAGUGGAAUUGCUGGGUCACAUGAUAACUGUUAACUUUCUGAGGAAUGCCAGCCUAUUUUCCAAAGUAAGUGCUCCUUUGUACAUUACCAUCAGCAGCUUGUAAGGGUUCUAAUUUUGCCACAUUCUUGCAAAUACUUCCAGCCAUCCCAGUGGCUAGGAAGUGGUAUAGUGUAUACCUUUUAUACAUAAAACAACCAGAUUUAGAUUGGAAAGCUAAUGUUGACCUAAUUGCUCUUGGAACAUGCAAGGGAAGGUUAAGAUUAUUUUUAAUUUUUAUAUAUUUAUUUUGUCCACAUGAAUCUCAGGCCAGUCCUUCUCUAGAUCUAGACCCCAGUUCUCUGUGAGAACCAGUUUAAGCCCUCAUUGAUAUUACAGUGUGUAUAAGAGUUCCGGUAUGGCUUGGAAGUGUGCAUUGGGCAGCCAGGGUUGAUUCAGAUAAUCUGAAGCUCUGGUUGAGGGUGCUGUCUUUCACUGCUCCAUGAGACCCUCCCUGAGCUUGGAUUGAAGAGAUGAACUUCCCAGAUGACCGGGGUAAUGUGCUUUGCCUUGCAUAGUGCCUCAUAGAAGUCUUUCACACAGUAGGUGUUGGUUGAUUUUUUUUUUUAAACUCUACCUUCUUCCCUACAAAAAUUCAGCUGCUGUCUCAGACGCAUAGACCUCCUUACCACUAAGUCAGUCUUUUUUAUAUCCUUAUUCUUUACAGAUCUUAUGUUGUUUACUCCUUGAAACUUCGUAUCUGGUCCUCUCUUUCAUGUAAACUGUUAGCCUUGGUUUAGUAGAUCUUUGCACUUGGGUGUUUUAUCAGCACUUGGAAGCCCUCAUGACCAAAACCUAAUGAGUUAUCUUGCCUUCCCUUAAACUAAUUUUCCUUUCCAAAUUCCCAGUACUUCCAUUCUCUUGGUAAUGCAGACUCAACUCCUUCCUCGCCCCUAUGCACAGAGAAUGGAGCCUUGAUUGUUUCUGUACUCCAUUUAAAAUAAAUCUAAGCCUCUUUUCAGGUCCUCUAAAAUAGGGUACCUGGAAAUAUUCAACUAUGUUCUGAGGUACCACCCUGAAAACUAUCUUCUUCUUCAGGUUCAGGCUUGGGUGUAUGCUAUUCACUUCUAGUCAGGUCUAACCAACUCAGGUACUUGGCCCAGCCUUUAGCUACGUCAAUGUGUGUCCCGAUCUUUGACUCCUCUUGAGUACUUUCCUUGCCUGCCUUAUCACGAAUCACCAGUAAGCAUUCUGUUUUUUCUAUAGAACUUUACUUGAGGUUCUGUUAGAUAUUCCUGUUGACUAGAUGUUCAUCUGUUUAAAUAAUCUCACUGUUAAUGUGAAAGCACCCUUUGUUUGCUGACAGCCUGAUUUCCCUGGGCAUUUAUAGUGCUUAGAUGUGUAUUGAUGGACAUUACUCUGUAACUGUUUGUGUCCAAGCACUCUGGGAGGCUCAUCAAUCUUGUGCUUUUUUUAAUUGACAUCAAUAAUGUGUUUGCAUUUAUCAAUAUUUCCUAAUUGCCAAGUUAUAACAGUGGAACUUCUGUAAUAAAUCAUGCCCACAGAUAUCUUCAGACAUUAAGGUUUAAGGUUUCUGUCAAUAUUUUGAUGUCUUAUAAAUUGUUUUUAUGAGGAUUUUUUUUCCUAUGAGAAAGGAAGAACCGUGUAGCAAGAGACGGAGAGAAUUGAGUCAGUGUCACCAUGUAAAAUUAAGUUAAAGGGCCAAAUCAUUCCAGUGAAAAGAGAAGAAAGCUAUUUCCCAAGCCAGUACAGUACGUUCCCAUAAAGUUCAGCGUUACUGUCCAAAUGAAUGCUAAUGUGUCUCCCUUGCGAGUGAUGUACUGUGCCAAGCCUCUUCCUGGAAGAGAAAUUUGGACAAAAGGACAGUUUGCCCUCUUGCAAAGAAGGAACUAUUAUCAGUUCAUUUUUCGGGAGAGGAAACUGAGGCGUUGUAAGCUGAAGUUAUUUGCAGAGUCAAAUAGUGACUUUGCAAGGCCGGGACUCAUACCCAGGGCUCCGCAGAGUCCAUGGUUAGAUUAUUUACCCUUCAGAGACAGACUUGACCAAACCUCCAACGGUGAGGGAGACCCAUAGGUGUCCAAGGACUGAAUCCACAUCAUCUCUUAGGCAUUUGAACACUCUAGAAUGUUCAGCUCAGAAAAAAAGAUGAAUGUGAAAGGCUCAGGAGGUCUGUCCUCAUAUACCUGAAGACCCUUCCCUUGAGGGAGAAUAGACCUUGUCUUCUCUGCAUGCAGGCAUCGGCAGUGGGGCCAGCCCUCUGACCUGCCGAGAGGCGGUGAUGUGCCGUAGUUACAAGAAUGGACCCAGGAGUCACACUGGCCCCAGCAAAUCCCAGCUCAGCCACUCACCAGCCCCCACCCUUGGUCAAGCCACUUGACCGCUCUCUGUCCCACUUUCUUCAGCUAAGAUGAGAAUUUUGACAGUACCUACAUUAUAAGGUAGUUGGGAGGACUCAGUGAGUUAAUAUGUGAAAAGUGCUUUUGAUAAAGGUGCUUGGCACAUAGUGUGAAAAGUGCCACUCUUACUAUUAUUACAUUAUAAAUCCAGAUUAGGUGUGAGGAAGAGUUCUCUAAAAAAAAAAAACCACUCACCAUUUAUACAUUAAUUCUGCAAAUCUUUAUGUAUGAGACACUUCUAGACAGUGGAACACAGCAGUAAAUAAGACAGAUCUAGUCCCUGCCCCUGUCCUCAUGCUGCUCACAUUCUGUAUUAGGGAGAAAGGAAAUUACUGUGUGAAUCAAUAAAGCAGCCAUUCAACCCCUGAAUGAACCAUUCCUGACACUGUGACCCCCGCCCUUUCCCUGAUAAUCACUGAAGAGGUCCAGGCACAGGCUGACCGAGGUCAUCGUGAGAGGGGUUUGCUACUGUGGGAUUUUAUAAUGUUCUAACAUCCCUCUGUAAAAUAAGGUUAAUUUAAUACAGCCAGUGAAUAAAACAUCAAUUCCAGAAUUACUUUACUUUAAAACUGUCUGUUAUCCUCUGGAUCUUCGAGGUGAGGUGGGGAGAUUAUGCAGGACAAUCCUCUGAGGUACAAGAAGGAAAUGUGGGACUUCUGCUUAUAAUUUUUAUCUCAUCUUUCUAAAUGUAUAUUAUUGUGUGUAUCUUAUAAUGUGCAUAAUUUAAUAGCACAGGAGCAUAUGUGGAUAACAUCUAAAUAAAUAUAAACAUACAUUAAAGUUGCAUGCGUAAAUAUAUUUUGCUAAUAAGGUAAAUGAUUUAAAAAGCUUAAAGUCUGACGCUGUAAGUUUUAAAAUGACAGCUUUCUCAAGUCAAAAGCUAUUGUAAUAAUGAAACAGUCUUUUUAUGUUUUCCUUAUUUCUGAUGUGGUCAUUUAUGGAUAAUUUUCAACUUUAAAGGUAAUAGUUUUCCACAUGAUGGAAAAUGAAGACAUACUUUGACCUCUACUGAAGAGCUUAAAAAUCAAUCGUGAUAGUCCUUAAUGUUUUUGUAGGAGUUAAUGGUUUUAUUGCAUUUAAUCCUCCUUUGAGCCCAUGAGAUAGGUCUUAAACCCACUUUGGAGAUGAGGGAACAGAGCAUUUUAGAGGUUAUACGCAGAACUUUUGGCAACUAAUCAUUUUGCUAGAGAACAGAAAUUUUAAAAUUAAGUACUGUAAAGUAUACCAGGGAGUACCUGUUAGUAUGGGUCGAGGUGAAUGCUGACCAAUCUCUCUUAUUGCUAGGAGAAGGACUGUGGCUAUUUUUUCUUACUAUUGCCAUCCUGUGCUCUUACCUCAAGGGCAAAACCCUAUCAAGUAAUGUAUCAUUCAACAAGAUUUAUUUGGAAUCUGAGAUGAGCCAGGCCUUCAGGGUGCUUUCAGUUUACCAGAGGAGGUAACACUUCUUUUCUAAUUCCCAAAUCGGGAGCAUGAAGUUGACUUUUAAUUAGAGGCAAAUUUCAGUUUGGAGGAUAGUCUCCAUGUUCUCUCCCUCCCCAUCCCCAUAUAUCAGCAGUCAGGAUCCUUAGUUGCAGUCAACAAAAAGCAACUCUGGCUAAUUUGAGCACAAAGAAGAUAGUUAAAUAUGUGUUCAAUUAAUGAACAGUGAAUUCCUGUCUGUGUUCCUUAUUCCCAUGAAUGGAUAAGGUUUUAGGGGUAAGGGGACAGAGAGAAAGUUCAGAAGCUUGGAAAGGAAAGUUGGGCAUACGUUCUAAAAGAAUGCCUAGAAAUUAGUUCUCUGCUAACUGUGGGUUGACAGAGAUUUAUGUGGAUCUGUUGGAUUUUAUCUAGUAAGAUUAUUCUAUAGCAUGAAAAACAAAUUACUUGGAGUUCAGAGACCUACAGUUUCUACUGUUGAGCUGUGUUAUCUUGAAUAGGUUACAUAACUUUUAGGUCUUGGUCCUUUCUGCUGUGAAAUGAAUGAAAUGAUAGAUUAAUCUCUAAGUCUUCCUGUGAACUGUCUCUGCUGAUAGAAAUGUUGCAUGUCUGCCCUGCCUAACACAGUAGCCACUAGCCACUUGUGGCUGUUGAUU
Molecule: messenger RNA, 13268 nt
Organism: Mirounga angustirostris (Northern elephant seal)
Lineage: Eukaryota; Metazoa; Chordata; Mammalia; Carnivora; Phocidae
Gene: LYRM4
Product: LYR motif containing 4
Exons: 3
Coding region: 503-727 (74 amino acids)
Biological process (GO): iron-sulfur cluster assembly
Cellular component (GO): L-cysteine desulfurase complex; mitochondrion
Source: RefSeq, a predicted model, not a curated record